AUGCAUAACGCGAGCCACCGCCUGGCAGAGAACGAGAGCGAGCCUCAGCUGCCCGACCCACACACGGAUUUACCCGCCACUCGCGCACUCAUCGGCUGCGUCCUCUCCCUGCUCAUCCUUUGGACCCUACUGGGAAACUUCACGGUGUGCGCCGCGGUUCUGCGUUACCGGCACCUGCGCGCCAAAGUCACCAACAUCUUCAUUGUGUCUCUGGCGCUGUCGGACCUCCUCGUGGCGCUGCUUGUGAUGCCGUGGAAGGUAACGUCUUGUAAUCAAUUGAUUUAUAAAUAAUUGAUUGAAAAUGGAUUGAUAACAUAUUGAUAUUAUGAUUGCCUAGAAAAAUGAUAUCAGUGUCUCAAUUCUCAUUCACUCAAUGUGGUUUUUAAAUCGGUAUUUGUUUUGUCAGUUGUAUUAUUGUGGAGUGACACUAAAAUAAACGUUCUCUCUGUCUCUCUCUCUCUUUCUCUCUCCUUCACUCUUUCUCUCUCUCUUUCCAAGGCGGCGGCAGAGGUGGUGGGGUUCUGGCCCUUCGGUGCGUUCUGUGACACCUGGGUGGCGAGCGACAUCAUGUGUUCCACGGCGUCCAUCUUGAAUCUGUGCAUGAUCAGCGUGGACCGCUACUGGGCGAUAUCCAGCCCGUUCCGUUACGAGAGGAAGAUGAACCGCCGCGUGGCCUUCGUCAUGGUCGGCGUGACCUGGACGGUCUCCGUGGUGAUAUCAUUCGUGCCCGUUCAGCUCCACUGGCACCGGGCUGGGAUUGCCGGAAUCACCGGGAGCGGUGACGAAUUUACCCGGGACGUUACCGGAUAUAACGUCAGCGGGGUACGUCAACUCCACGGGGCGGAGGAGGCGAACGGCGGCGUUGUCGAACACUGGAACUGCGACUCAAGUCUGAGUCGGACUUACGCCAUCUCCUCCUCGUUAAUCAGUUUCUAUAUCCCCGUGGUGAUCAUGGUCGUCACCUACACACGUAUCUACCGUAUCGCCCAGGUCCAGAUACGCAGGAUAUCCUCUCUGGAGCGAGCCGCGGAGCACGCACAGAACUGCCGCUCAGACCCAUACGUGGCUGUGGAUGCAGACGGGCACGUGCACGCUUUCCACCAUCAUCAUCAUCAUCAUCCUCCUCGCUCUAAACACCGCUGCUCCAUCUUUCACCAAACCACCAAAUCCCCAAAACACCACCAUCAUCAUCAUCAUCCUGAUCUUCCUCCCCCACAGCGGGCCCUGAGGUACUCCAUUAGGAAGGAGACCAAGGUUCUGAAGACUCUGUCUGUCAUCAUGGGGGUGUUCGUCUUCUGCUGGUUCCCGUUCUUCCUCCUCAACUGUGCCGUCCCCUUCUGCCCAGGUAGGCUAUCGUGAACUUUAAACUCAAAUACGUCAACGUAUUAUUCACUGUCACCUUGAAAGAACGUUCAGGUCGGCAACAUAAUUCCCCUUCAGUAUUUUUUAUUGAUGAUGUGUAUCGGGGCAAGCCCCUUGGUCAGGGCACAACAAGUGAACCUUCCCGAACCUUCUUUUUUAACACUUCAGUUUUACAUUCCCGUCCCAGACAAUAUUUGAACUCUUGGUUAAAGCGCCAGAACACUACAACUAUUUAUUAAUUAUCACUGAUCUGAGAGCAGCCCCCAGACACACGAUCCCUGUCUAACUCUCAUGCCCGUGUUCCCCCCCCCCACAGGUCCAGGUACAGCCUCUAGAACCUCGUCAGACCCUUCCCCCUCCUCCCAGCUGUACUGUGUCAGUGAAACCACCUUCGACGUCUUCGUGUGGUUCGGUUGGAGCAACUCUUCCUUAAACCCCAUUAUCUACGCCUUCAACACUGAGUUCCGCGAGGCGUUCCUCCGCUUGCUGGGUUGCCGUGGAGACAACGGGUGCUUCGGCGGCUGGACGACGAGCGCCACGCGCGUGGAGACCGUUGUCUUGGCGAGCAACGAGGCCGCCGGGACGGAGAAGAAGAACUCGCUCAACACAACUGAGAUGGGCGUGGCUUACGAUACCGGCUGUGGCGCCGGUAGGGGCAGUGUCACAUCUGGUGUAAUCCCCAACCCGGUUAGGGGGAUGGGCGCUACCGACACCGUUAAUUGACAGUAGAGGAGCUGUAACGGAGCCGGUGUGUGACUGUGAGGUGGAUCCGGUUAGAGGAAGAGGUGACAGCAGGACGCCACCGGCAACGUUAACGGACCGUAGAGGGACGAUAACGUUACCGGAGCCGGUGUGCGACUGUCCCACGGAGGAUUGUAAAACAGACAUAACGGAUAGGGAACGACGGACUCAGAUGAUCCCCUCACAUACUUUCUGA
Coregonus sp. 'balchen' is the source of this 2299-nucleotide messenger RNA. The record is from the annotation of a GenBank genome assembly. Lineage: Eukaryota; Metazoa; Chordata; Actinopteri; Salmoniformes; Salmonidae.